UGUUGCCCUCUAGCCUAUUCUAGAGGGCGACAGUAAGGAUGUAACCAUUUAUAUUUUAUACCAUGUGCUCGGUAUACUUAAUAUUAAUUUAGAAAGUUAUAUUUUAAGUUAAUUAAACAUUACGUUAUUUACAUGUUAAAAUGUCGUUUUUUAUAAGAAACAAUCGAUUUAAGGGAGCAACUAAAAGAAAAUAUAAUGGACAUUUUGAAAAUAGAGAUAAAAGUACAUUUACUUCGAAAGGAAAGAAAAAAAAUGUAAAAAAGUCUAUGCCCAUUGACAAUGAAAGUAUAUCUAGUAAUGAUGAAGAACUUGCAGAAGAAAAUGAAAAAUCACCAGAGUUUGAAAGUGAAUCAGAAACUGAAGAAACCGUUCAGGAAAAACGUGUUAGGCUGGCUAAAAAAUAUCUUCAACAAAUUGAGGAAGAAGAGAAAGAUAGAGCAGAAUUUGAGGAAGGAGCAGUUGCAAGAAGAUUAAAAGAUGAAUACUUGGAAGAAAAGGGAUGCCUUAGAAAAAUUGUAGCAGAACGUUAUAUUGCUCAUGAAGAUCCUAUAAUAUUGAGAUGUAAAGCUCAUAAAGAUUCUAUUACGUGUUUAUGUAUUUCUAAUAAAGGAAACAUUUUAUAUUCAAGUUCUAAAGAUGGUAGUUUAGUUAAAUGGUCAUUAAAGGAAAGAACUAAAUUAAAAAUUAUAAAAGGAAAAAGAAAAGGACAGGAUGGAAUGAAAUCAAUUAAUUGUAUGGCAAUUAGUACUGAUGGCAAAUUUUUGGUUGUUGGAGAUGGUGGUUGUAAGGAUAUUAAAGUAUUUUGUGGGGAAAGUUUAAAUCUUUUAAAAAAUUUACAAGGUCAUAGAGAUAUAAUAACUGGUUUAAUAUUUCGAAAAGAUACUCACACACUUUACUCUGCAUCUGAAGAUAGAAGCAUAAAAGUUUGGAAUUUAGAUGAUAUGGCAUAUGUUGAAUCUUUAUUUGGACAUCAAAAUGGUAUCACAUCAAUUGACGCUUUAUCAAGAGAACGCGCUAUAACUAGUGGUGGAUAUGAUGGAACUAUUAGAAUAUGGAAAAUUGUAGAAGAAUCGCAAUUAAUUUUUAAUGGUCAUAGUGGCAGCAUAGAUAUCGUUAAACUUAUCAAUGAAGAGAACUUUUUUAGUGGUGGAAAUGAUGGCUCAUUAUGUGUAUGGGGUUGUUUAAAAAAAAAACCUUUAUGUUGUGUACCCGAGGCUCAUGGAAAAGAUGAAAAUAAUGGACAACCAAAAUGGAUAUCGAGCAUAGCAACGCUUUUGAAUACUGAUUUAGUAGCAUCUGGUUCUCAAAAUGGAGAGAUCAAAUUGUGGCGGUGCGGUGAUUCGUUUAAAUCAUUACAUCCAUUAUUUACAAUAAAAUUAGUCGGGUUUAUAAACUCACUGGUAUUUACACCAGAUGGUAAUAAUCUGAUUGCUGGUGUUGGUCAAGAACACAAGCUUGGUAGAUGGUGGCGUAUACCAGAAGCCAGAAACUGUAUUGUUAUUAUACCAUUAGUCCAAAAUAAAACAAACAAAUAAUAUAUAUUAUCUAAGAGAUUAAUUAUUACAUUUUAUCAUUUAUAUAAUGUUCCAAGCACAUUAUAUAAAUGAUAUAUAAUAUAAGCUUUAUUUUAAUCAUUUUAAAUUAACUCUUUCGGUCUAGUAUGCUUGUGAAAUAAUAUUUUUGCCAUGGACGGAACGCAUCGCUUGACGCUGACGUACGAAACGUUUAUGAUGCUCGAUCGAUUUUUCUAUUUUAUAAAGUUGAUACGACGUACUUUUUUAUUGCAUUAUAUAUAAAUAAAAUUAUUUUUUGUAAAUAACAUAAUUUAUUUCAAAUUUCUCUUAGAAAUAAUAUAUUUUUAAUGUAAGUAAUAUUUGUAAUUUAGAUGAUAAAAUUAUAAAAAAACGUUUAACCCUUUCAGUGCGGAAUUCUUCAGAUUUCAAUAUUCUUCAAUAAUUUUCAUUCGGCGAAUAUGUUUUUAUUUAUUCCAAAGGUUUAAAAAUGAAAAGAUGUUCUCGAUUUAUUAGCUAUAUAUUUAAUCCAUUAUUGCCGACUGAAUUAUUUGGUCAGUAAAAAGAGUAUCUAACGUUAUCGACUGAGUUAUCAAUGAUUGAUAAAAAUGAGAUCUAUUAUUGCCAAUUGAGUUAAUAGUAAAGUUUUUGAAGAAAAAUUGCAGAACAUGAUAUAUUAUGGUAGACGUAUAUAUAAGUACUCCGAGCGUUCAUUUUUCGAAGAUAAAUAUAUAUAUUAUAUAUAUAUUCAUCGUUUGGAGUGAAAGAGUUAAAUGCCUUUAAUAUAUAUCUAUGAAGUAAUUUUUGUUCAUAAUUAUUCUUUUUUGGAAUAGUUACAGAUGCCAAUUAUUGUAAAGUUUAAAUAACGUUGCGCCGUGCAUGGCCAUAAAUGAGAAUGAAAUGAAAGAAAUAUUGGUCCACAGUACAAGUAUUUAUUUAUUCUGUACAAAAGUUGAGUUAUAAAAUAUUAUGUCCCCAU
Messenger RNA from Vespa velutina, 2490 nucleotides. It is a transcript of the gene U3-55K, whose product is annotated as U3 small nucleolar RNA-interacting protein 2. The record is from RefSeq and is a predicted model, not a curated record. Bases 141 to 1535 code for a protein of 464 amino acids. Gene Ontology annotation, molecular function: protein binding; snoRNA binding. Gene Ontology annotation, cellular component: small-subunit processome. The transcript has 8 exons. Lineage: Eukaryota; Metazoa; Arthropoda; Insecta; Hymenoptera; Vespidae.